Naumovozyma dairenensis CBS 421 is the source of this 2139-nucleotide messenger RNA. RefSeq names its product glycogen (starch) synthase GSY1 (gene GSY1). The transcript has a single exon. Lineage: Eukaryota; Fungi; Ascomycota; Saccharomycetes; Saccharomycetales; Saccharomycetaceae. Gene Ontology annotation, biological process: glycogen biosynthetic process. Gene Ontology annotation, molecular function: alpha-1,4-glucan glucosyltransferase (UDP-glucose donor) activity. Gene Ontology annotation, cellular component: cytoplasm. The record is from RefSeq and is a predicted model, not a curated record. The coding region runs from base 1 to 2139 and encodes 712 amino acids.
AUGACUCGUGACUUGAAAGAACAUUUAUUGUUCGAAAUUGCAACAGAAGUCGCCAACAGAGUUGGUGGUAUCUAUUCUGUCUUAAAAUCCAAAGCACCAAUAACAGUAGCUCAAUACAAGGAAAAUUACAUGUUAUUAGGUCCCCUAAACAAGGCGACUUACCAAAAUGAAAUCGAACAAUUAGAUUGGACCUCAGAGGAGGCAUUCUCUGGUGAUUUGAAACCCAUCCAAGACACUCUCCAUUCUUUACAAUCUAAGGGAUUCAAUUUCGUCUUUGGUCGUUGGUUAAUUGAAGGUUCUCCAAAGGUUCUAUUAAUAGAUUUGGAUUCUAUUAGAUGGCGUUUAAAUGAAUGGAAAGCUGAUCUUUGGUCAUUAGUUGGUAUCCCAUCUCCCGAAUAUGAUUCUGAAACUAAUGAUGCUAUCUUAUUAGGGUAUGCUGUCGUUUGGUUCCUUGGUGAAUUGACUCAAUUAGAUCAUAAACAUGCUAUUAUUGCUCAUUUCCAUGAAUGGUUAGCAGGUGUUGCAUUGCCCUUGUGCAGAAAGAAGAGAAUUGAUGUCGUUACCAUUUUUACAACUCAUGCUACUUUGUUAGGUAGAUAUUUAUGUGCUGCUGGUGAUGUUGACUUUUAUAAUAAUUUAGCAAACUUUGAUGUUGAUCAAGAAGCCGGUAAAAGAGGUAUUUAUCAUAGAUAUUGUAUUGAAAGAGCUGCUGCGCACACUGCUGAUGUGUUUACUACAGUUUCACAAAUUACUGCCUUUGAAGCUGAACAUCUUUUGAAAAGAAAACCUGAUGGGAUUUUACCAAAUGGGUUAAAUGUUGUUAAAUUCCAAGCCGUUCAUGAAUUCCAGAAUUUACAUGCUUUGAAAAAGGAAAAGAUCAAUGAAUUCGUUAGAGGUCAUUUCCAUGGUUGUUUCGAUUUUGAUUUGGAUAAUACUUUAUAUUUCUUUAUCGCUGGUAGAUACGAAUAUAAAAAUAAAGGUGCCGAUAUGUUUAUUGAAGCAUUGGCUCGUUUGAAUUAUAGAUUAAAAGUUGCUGGUUCCAAGAUGACAGUGGUUGCUUUCAUUAUUAUGCCUGCUAAGACAAACUCAUUCACCGUGGAAGCCUUAAAGAGUCAAGCUGUAGUUAAAUCAUUGGAAAAUACAGUGGAUGAAGUUACUAAAAACAUUGGUAAGAGAAUAUUUGAACAUGCGAUGAGAUUUCCUCAUAUGGGCAUUACAUCAGAAAUCCCAACAGAUUUGAAUGAACUAUUAAAACCAUCUGAUAAUGUUUUGUUAAAGAGACGUGUCUUGGGAUUAAGAAGAGCUGAUGGCCAAUUACCACCAGUGGUUACUCAUAACAUGGUUGAUGAUGCUAAUGAUCCAAUCUUAAAUCAAAUUAGACAUGUUCAAUUGUUUAAUAAUACAAGUGAUAGAGUUAAAGUUAUUUUCCAUCCUGAAUUUUUGAAUGCUAAUAAUCCAAUCUUAGGUUUAGAUUAUGACGAAUUUGUUCGUGGUUGUCAUUUAGGUGUUUUUCCUUCAUAUUAUGAACCAUGGGGUUAUACUCCAGCUGAAUGUACCGUUAUGGGUGUUCCAUCAAUUACCACCAACUUAUCAGGGUUCGGUGCUUACAUGGAAGACUUGAUUGAGGCUAAUCAAGCUAAAGAUUAUGGUAUUUACAUCGUUGAUCGUAGAUUUAAGAACCCUGAUGAAUCUGUGGAACAAUUAGUUGAUUGUAUGGAAGAAUUCUGUAAGAAAACAAGAAGACAAAGAAUCAACCAAAGAAAUAGAACAGAAAGAUUAUCAGAUCUAUUAGAUUGGAAACGUAUGGGUUUAGAAUAUGUUAAGGCAAGACAACUAGCAUUACGUAGAGCAUAUCCAGAUCAAUUUAAACAAUUAGUUGGAGAAGAAUUGAACGAUACCGAUAUGAAUACUUUAGCUGGUGGUAAGAAAUUAAAGAUUGCUAGACCAUUAAGUGUGCCUGGUUCACCAAGGGAACCAAGAUCAGGCAGUACAGUGUUCAUGACUCCUGGUGAUUUAGGUACUUUACAAGAUGCCAACAAUGCUGAUGAUUAUUUCAAUUUAAGUAUGGAUGGUAGAGCUCUUGAUACUGAUGAUACAGAAGAAGAUGAAGGUAUUGCUGGUGUAGAUGGACCUCAUUAA